AACAACGACACUCAAUACAAACAUGUACUCCAAGGUCGUAGUAUUCCUGUGCGCGGCGAGCCUCGCCUCCGCCGGCCAUCUCCUCCAAGCGGCUGCACCCGUAGCGUACAGCGCGCCCGUUGCGUACAGCUCAGCACCCGCCGUCUCCUCCGUGUCGUUCUCUUCCCACACAUCGCACACCGCGCAUGCUCCCGUCGCCGCAUACGCCGCUGCGCCCGUCGUAGCCAAGACCUACGCCGCUCCCGCCUACGCCACCUACGCCGCCGCUCCCGUCGUAACCAAGUCUUACGCCCCGUCUGUGUCCUACCAGUCGAUCUCUACCCACUCCGCUCCUGUGGCAUACGCUAAGACCUACGCCGCACCCGCCGUCACCACCUACGCUGCUGCUCCCGUCGUCGCCAAGUCUUACUCCCCGGCUGUGUCCUACCAGACCAUCUCCAGCCACUCCGCUCCCGUGGCAUACGCUGCCCCUGCAGUGCACACCUACGCUGCCGCCCCCGUGGUCACUAAGACCAUCGCCGCUCCCGCCGUCGCCACCUACUCUGCCCCAGUGUAUGCCAAGUCUAUCGCCCCUGCCGUGUCUUACUCCUCAAUCUCUCACUCCGCUCCCUUGACUUACGCCGCGGCCGCUCCCGUCGUCACUAAGACAUACGCCGCCCCCGCGUACACGUCAUACGCCGCCGCUCCCGUGGUGACCAAGAGCUACGCCGCUCCCGCCGUGGCCGCGUACUCCGCUCCCGUACUCAAGUCCGCUGUCACCUACUCGGCUGCCCCCGCCGUCUCACACGUCACAUACUCCGGUCUGGGAGCUAACUACGGAUGGUAAUCACCUGAUUGUUAAUAUUUAUUGUUAGUAAAUAUAUAAAGGACUGUAAAUAAUGUUUGUAUGUUCGUAACAUGAUACGAAAAAUAUAAAAAC
Helicoverpa zea (corn earworm) is the source of this 919-nucleotide messenger RNA. RefSeq names its product cuticle protein 16.5-like. NCBI's taxonomy places the organism in Eukaryota, Metazoa, Arthropoda, Insecta, Lepidoptera, Noctuidae. The record is from RefSeq and is a predicted model, not a curated record. Bases 23 to 826 code for a protein of 267 amino acids. The transcript is spliced from 2 exons.